Molecule: messenger RNA, 1472 nt
Organism: Hypanus sabinus (Atlantic stingray)
Lineage: Eukaryota; Metazoa; Chordata; Chondrichthyes; Myliobatiformes; Dasyatidae
Exons: 5
Coding region: 1-717 (238 amino acids)
Biological process (GO): cell surface receptor signaling pathway; cellular response to lipopolysaccharide; immune response
Cellular component (GO): external side of plasma membrane
Source: RefSeq, a predicted model, not a curated record
AUGCUGUCGGAGACGGGCACUGUGGCAGAGGGGCUGACUGAUGAACAGUGUGGAUCCAGCUCCGGCUGGCUGGCUGCCCGCCCCUGGCGUGAGGAGCCGGGCCUGCGGACGGCGGGCCGAGCGCUUUCUCUGCAGGGGCUGCGGGAACCGCAGACUGCAGCGGCGAGAAGGCGAACGGGGGGAUCGGGGGAUCGGAAGACCGGGAGGUUGGCUCCCGUGCUCCCAGCAAUGGCGGCACCCAGGGUCCUCCUGCUGCUCCUCCUCAUGACACUCACAUUCAGCUCUGCGAAGGCGGGGCUCCAAUGCAACAACAAGCAGAAGGAAGACAUCGACGUGCCGAGUGGCUCCUGGGUCCUACUGCCCUGCCAGUUCAACUGGACAGGGGUGGUGCCCGAGGUGAAGCGGGCAACCUGGCAGAAGGACCACGUGGUGGUGCACGACACAAACCCACAGGAGCAGAAGAAGCAGGACCGCAUGUAUGCGGACCGCACCUCCAUGGCCGCCAACUGGUUCGACAAGAGGGAGCCCCUGCUGAAUCUGACCGGGCUCACUCUGAAUGACACUGGCACCUACCAAUGCAGGGUGAACACCAAUCGGCCACAAUUCUCCAGCAUCUGUAAUACCAUCAAACUGACUGUCACUGAUGCUGCCAGUGUCGUGUUUGGGCCCAGUGUACUCCUCUUCAUCGGCCUGGCACUUGGAUCCUUCUUCAGCUGAUGGGAUCCGGAACAGAACGUGUCAGGUCUUGUACAUAUAAUCUGAAGCAAGCACUUCAAAAGACAAGAUGUUGUGUGCCUGUUCGUUUAGGAACUGAUGCCAGAACUCCCCAACUCUAGUUAAAGUGAAUCUUUGCAUGUGACUUCUGCCUCACCAUCCGUGUCCCACCCGUGUCUUCGCUGUGUCCUCAUCCAUUGCCCAUUGUUUUUCCCACCUCUUCUCAUUCAGGAAGGUGUCACUCAGGCUCUGUGUGUCUUCUGUGAACUUGGUCUCUGGGGUCCCCUAUCAGACAACUGCAGGAGAUAGGUAGGCGGACAGAUGAACAGAGAGCAAGAGACAGAUAACAGGAGAAAGAAAGGGAAGAGAGACAGAUAGACUGACAUAGAGAAAGAGAAAUGGACAGACAACAGAGAAAGAGAGUGUGACAAUGGAGAAAGCGAGAACACAGAGAGAAACACAGACAACUGACUGAGAGAGAGGGAGACUGAGAGAGAACAGAGAGAGGCAGAUAGAGCUGACAGAAAGGGAGACAGAGACAGACAGAUGAUACACAGAGAAAGGGAGAGAGGCUGCAGAGAGAAAGAAAGACAGAGAGAGAAAAAACAGAUAGACAAAGGGAAAGAGAGGGAAACUGCAAAAACAGAUAAAAAGAGAGAAAAAAAACAGAAAAACAGAUAGAAAGAGAAACAAAAAGUGAGACAGAUGGAGAGAAAGUCUGAAGGAGGGAGGAAGUGAGUGAGAGAGAGAGAAAGAGA